UUCUUAUUAUUCUCUACUGCUUCGAAUUUGUUAUUUUCUCUGGGUUUUGUUUUGUGCCUCAAUCUCUUUGAUAUAUGAUGAACAACAUGUUGAUUAUGUGCUCCUCCUUGGGUUGAGGGGUGGAUUUCCAACAGUUUUUCUUCCUCAGAAAGAGAAGAGGGAUAAAAAGUCCCUUUGAAAUUUCUCCAUUGCAUCGUUGGAAUUCAAUGAAAGCUUCUGGGUUCAAAUUAUGAGAUAGAUAGUAAUGAAUUUCCAGCAGCUGCUUGCUGGGUUAGCUCAAGCCAUGGUAAAAUGGAGGAUGUUCAAUUGAAGGGAAGUGCUUGUAGGAUUAAGAAGUGUGCCUUCGAGUUGCUGUCGAUUGGGAGCGACCUGAUGAACGACGGUCAGUCGUCGUGGGAGUUGUUGGGAAGGGAUCUGCGCCUGAAAUCCACAUUCUUGUAUUGUGAUCUUAAUCAGAUGAUCUCUUGUGCACCAAGGGAUCAGAAGAGGGACCUCACAGAACUUGCGAACAAAUUGUUUUGCUCCAUUGAAGAGUUGGAUCAUGCAAUGAAAAUUCGUAGCCUUCCUUUGACCCAAGAUCGAUACAAUCAGGCUGCUGUCGUCUUACAGGAGGUGAUGGCUCUUGCGCCUUAAAAACGACACGUCGUCAAUGCAGCCUCGGCCUCAAAUUGGUGUCCAGUAGUACAGUACAACAAUUUCAUCUGUAAAUAAAAAGUUUAUCCUCCUCAAGUGUUUUUUUCUUUUCUUGGUUGUUGUUUUUUGUUACACUAUAUAUAUAGGACAUGUUUGUGUCGGGUUGUGAGUGACUGGUGGCUGGGAGAUGGGGAAAGAGGAAGCUUGGAUGACCAUGCAUUCGAUAAACA
Messenger RNA from Prunus avium (sweet cherry), 863 nucleotides. The record is from RefSeq and is a predicted model, not a curated record. NCBI's taxonomy places the organism in Eukaryota, Viridiplantae, Streptophyta, Magnoliopsida, Rosales, Rosaceae.